Messenger RNA from Chlorocebus sabaeus (green monkey), 960 nucleotides. The record is from RefSeq and is a predicted model, not a curated record. Lineage: Eukaryota; Metazoa; Chordata; Mammalia; Primates; Cercopithecidae.
CCCUGGCACGCGCCUUGCCCACUGCAGUCAGGGUUUUUGGUGACUGGUGAUGUCUUCACAUUUAAACCCAGUUGUCUGGAUUGACAGCUGUCAGCAUUUCACCUUGCUACCCCUUCCCUGUGUGGGCUUCUGAGAGCGGCUUGCUCAUCCUGAAUGUCCCCCAGUCUAGAAAGCAGCACAGCAUGCCUUUCACCCUGAUACCCCCACCCCCAGAAGAGGGUCUGCUCAUUCCUCAUCUCUCCCCAGCUGUCACAACCACCACCACAUGGAGGCCCAGCAGUGCAACCACCACAGCUGGACUCAGGGUCACAGAAGGCAAAGGGCACUCAGAAUCAUGGCACCUAAGUCUGGACACUGCUAUCAGUGUGGCAUUGGCUGUUACUGUGCUCAAAACGGUCACUUUGGGACUGCUGUGCCUCCUCAGGUGGAGAAGAAGGAAAGGUCAGCAGCAGACUAAAGCCACAACUCCAGCCAGAUAGCAGGGCACCAAGCAGUGACUUCCGACCAACAGGGUGUGGGGAGAAGGGAUGUGUAUUAGCCCCAGAGGACAUGCUGUGAGACCCGCUUGUGAGUACUCCACACUGGCUCCCCAUUGGCAAGAUACAUGGAGAGCAUCCUGAGGACCUAAAAAAGGCAGAGCCGCAAGGCAGAAGGAGCCUGGGUCCCUGAAUCACCAACUGGAGAAGAGAUACCUACAAGAGCCUUCAUCCAGGAGCAUCCAUUCUGCAGUGACACAGGAAUGAGGUCUGAACUGCACUGAAUUAAACCACUGGCAUUCGGGGGCUGUUCAUUAUAGCAGUGCUAAGAGUUCCUUUGUCUUCCCCAAGGAUGGAAGACUACAAUUUAUUUUGCUUAUCGUACACCCCUUUUCUCCUCAUCCACAUUUUCCAAUCUGCACGGUGGCUGUCUUCUCCUAUGGCAGGGGUUCUGGGGAAUAAACAGUGUGAAACGCUGCUGACA